Molecule: messenger RNA, 6457 nt
Organism: Brienomyrus brachyistius
Lineage: Eukaryota; Metazoa; Chordata; Actinopteri; Osteoglossiformes; Mormyridae
Gene: focad
Product: focadhesin
Exons: 45
Coding region: 545-5986 (1813 amino acids)
Biological process (GO): regulation of post-transcriptional gene silencing
Source: RefSeq, a predicted model, not a curated record
UAUCCACAUAUUAUUUUGAUGAGAAUAUGAUUAUAGUCAACUAGUUUAAAAAGAGAGAACUGAUUUUUUUUUUUAGGAUGUUACAAAUGUAUAUUUACAUUUAUAUAUUAGUCGCUUUUAUGCAAAGUGGCAUACAGUUGAGAAGGCAUGGUCAGUUCCUGGAGGUUAAGGCCCUUGCUCAGGGGUGACUCUGCUGACUCUGGGACUUGAACCAGCAGCAUUCUGGUUGCACUGUCCCAGCCUGUUGAGCCACACACUGCAUUUUCUGGAUCUAAUGUCUUGUAGUCCUGUUGAGGUUUCCCUUGCCACCAAGAACUGAGCUGUACCAUGAACUCACAGUCUCCGCUCGUGCCCUGCCAUGUCCCCUGAACGCAACAAUGCAGACUCCGUGCUACUGUGACCCUAAUGGGAGAAGAGGAUGCUGGCAAAUGGAAUGAUAUGAACACUUUGUAUCCCAGCACACUUUUCGGUAAAGCUAGAGUAUGCAGACCUGAUGGUACUUCUGUACCAGAAGCCUGAAUUCUGCCCGUGAUGCCACGCUGAGAUGGCUGACGGCUGGAAGAACAGAUUCGAGUUCCCCAGCCCCCUCGUUCAGGCCCAGGCGGUCAGAAGCCUGCUGGCCGGCGUGCUCAAAGAGAAAGGUCGCAAUGAGAAGAUCGUCCCGUCGUCCAAUCAGAACCCGCUGUGGGAGUCCCUGUGGGAGCACUGCUCAGGCGAGGCUGGGGUCGUCCGCUCGGCCUGCUGCGACGCCCUGGUGCUGCUGGUGGAACAGGGCCACGCCGACCCGAAGCUGGUGCUCGCCGGCGUGCUAAACCUCGUGCCCUCUGCCAGGAACGUACAGGGGCUGAUGAAGGUGCUGAGUAAGCUGAUGCAGAUCCAGGUGGACCAGGACUUGAGAGGAGAUGCCUUCACCUGUCCAUACUCCAUCAGGAAUCCCCCGCAUCCCUUCAUCACCGUGCUGGAGAACCGUCCUGACUGUUGGCCCUGGCUGCUGCAGGAGGUCGACGACUUUGUCCGGCGGGCCGCGCUCAGGAAGAAGCCUGCUUACGUCGCCAUGCUGGUGCCCUUCCUGCGCUUCCUGUACUGCGGCGCGCUGCAGGCGCCCGAGCACGCUCUGCUGAGGCUCGGCCUGCUGAGGGCGCUGCUGCCAGCCCGACCGGACCCGGGCCGCGGAGGGGGUGAGGACAGCGGCCCAGGGAAGGGGGAGGCGGAGUCUCAAAUGGCGCCUGUGACCCGCAGACUCAUCCUCUGCCUGCUGGAGCUCGUGCCACACAUGCAGGUGGACAGCAUCACAGCCGUGCUGGAGCUGAGCCAGUUCAUAGAGGCUCUGUGCCCCACGUUGCUCGCCGGCGAGGGGGGGUGGGGCCCCCAGUGUGCCCAGCUGGCCCUUCAGCUGCUCUGCGCCUGUCACCUCUGCCUGGAGCUGGGGGGCGACUGCAGCCCCCUCCUGCGCCUAAUCCAGCGGCUCCUGCCGGCCUGCUCCGAGGCGUUUCCGACGGAGCAGGUGAUUGUGGGAGUCGCCCUGCUGCUGAGAAAAGCUCCCGCGAGUCAGCAGACAGCCAUCCUUACCCUGGCCUCGAAGGUGGUCUCCUCUGAAGCCGAGACGUGCCCCUCGCUGGCCCCAGUGCUGCUGCUGCCCCUGCUGGAAGUUCUGUCCUGUUCUGUGCUGACGGAGGCCCUGACCAACCCCGAGACUCGGGCUCAGAACCAGCAGUUGGCCCGCUCACUCUUGGAGGCCGUGCAGAAGCCGACCAGGGUCUCCAAGGAGGAUGCCAUGCGGCUGCCGCUGCCUCUGUGCGCCUGGUACAGCGAGCUGCUGGCCACCACCAUGGUGGUGCGGCGGUUGGGUCACGACCCGGUGGCGGCCUGCGGGUGGCUCCGCGCCGCCUGCUCCGCCCUCCCCCUUUGCCGCCGCGUGCCGGACUCUCUGGCGCUGCUCCUGGCCUACCUUGUUGCCACCGGCAACGGGGACGACUGCAGGCUGGCCCUGGACGCCGUCGCCCUAGCGGCCCAAGCGGACCCUGCUCAGGUCCCGGGCCUCCUGCUGGUGCUGAUGCUGAAGCUGGGAAGGGCAUCGGACCCCGAGCUGUCCCACGCCGUGCUCUACACGCUGCCCAAGCUGGGCACCCAUAAGUUCUGUGUUCCUCAGCUGCUGCAGGCCAUGCAGAUGCUGUCCAGUGCCCCCAAGCUGAGAGCUGUGGCCCUGCGCCUCAUGACGGCCUUCUGGGAGAAACAGGACCGUGUGUACCCCCAGCUGCUGAGGUUGAUGGCCCAGACGGAGCAGACCUCCACAGUGGUCCUGGGGAAGGAGGACCAGUGGGAGCAGAUUUUGGCCCGCGCCGCCUGUGUCCGAGACGUCUGCAGGGAGAGGCCGUACCAGCAUGGGGGCGACAUGCUGGCGGCCAUCACAGACACCAUCACGCAGUGCAGCGGAGGCCAGCAGGCUGCCCCUGUGGCUCUGGCGCUGCAGGGGCUGCGAGAGCUCUGCCGGGCCGAGGUAGUGGACAUCCGUUCCACCUGGGCCGCCCUCUCCCCCCGUCUGGCCUGCGACUCUCGCCCCCUGGUGGCCAAGGGCCUGGCGGAGCUCUUCUCCCUGGUGCCCCUGCUGUCCGUGAAGACGGAGGACUACGAGAAAUUCAAAGCACAGAUAGUGAGCAUCCUGUGGGCGUACGCGCUCGAUAAGAACCCGGAGGUGGCGAGUGCUGGCUACAGGGCCCUCGCGGAGUUCCCGGAAAAUGACCACACCGUCCUGCACCUACCUGAGCCGGCAAGGCCGCCCAAGCCAGAACCUACCAGCGAAGAGGAAGAGGACGAAGGCGACAAGGAGGAAGACCUGUCAGUGCCAGGGCCAUCCUACGUCAAGCUGCUGCUCCUCAGCCCCAUGACGGUUCACUCAGCUCUGGAGGGCUUCCUGACGUCCCUGGUGAGGCAGGAGAUGGCCCAGAUGCCGCGUGGGGUGUACCACUCCGUCCUGAGGGGGGGCGGCUCGCUCCGCUCGAACCAGGGGAAGGCGGUGGCCGGGAUUCCCGGCUUCAUGCUGAAGACCCACGAGAGGAACAAGCAGCCUGGGCUGAAGUCUGGCCUCGCUGCCGGCCUGCUGCUCUGCUACGAGCUGCCCGUGCAGACCGACCGGGACGGGCGACCAAUCAGCCGCUUCCUGGUCAGCCGGGGGCGGAGCUACCAGCAGAUGUUGGCGACGCUGAUCCACGAGGUGAACAUCCAGCCGUCCGAAUGGCACCGUUCCCUGCUCCUCCCCCAGGCCUGGCUCGGGUUUAUGGGCAGGACCUACCAUGCCGUAUUACAGGGCCGACGGGCAGAGCUGGAGAUGCUGCAGAAGCAGGGUAAGGGCAGCCUUGAGGAGCUGCAGGUGGAGCACCACAACGCCUGGCUGUGGGUCCGGGACCAGCUGAUGGAUGUUCUCAAGUCUGCAGCAAAGGACGGUCCUGUGGUCCAGGGGAACUCCAUCCUGGCCCUGAGUGGCCUGGCAGCCACGCUGGCCAAGUAUGAGAGCACCCUCCCCAUUGACCCGGAUGGUGACCCUAAGAUGGGCUCUGAGUUCCUGCCCGCCAGACUCUGGAUGUCCAUGGUGCUGGAGACUUUGUGGAGUGUGGUAAGCAGCAGAUACCAGCCCCGCGCCAACGUCUUCCCCUGGUUCCAGCACAGGUCCUACACCGGGGGAAACACCGCUGGCACCAUCGCCCGGUCCUGUGCCUCCCUUGGCCUGUCGCUGCUGGUCCCCGUGCUGCUCUCCUCCCAGAGGGACACCGCGCUCGAGGUCUUGGGCACCCUGGAGUCAGGUCUGCCGGGGGGUCCGGCCGCCGACGAAUCCCAGGCAGUCCAAUUCCACACAGGCCUCGCGCUGGGGAUGUUCCUGUGCCACCUGCAUGAGGAGGGGGUCAGUGAAGUCUCAGGGCAGAAGCUGGCCCAGCUGCUGAUGAGCUCCCUGGACACCCUGGAGGCCCGUUGCUUUGACAGCAGCCUGGAGUACAACACGGGAUGCAUUCUGGGAGUGGGCCUGGUUCUGUCCAGCCUGACCAAAAGCGGCCGGCCCGAGGAUCGAUCACGCGUGGUGCUGGGGCUGGAGCGGCUGAGGCGGGAGCUGGCGGACAGCGAGAGUCGCGGGCGUAUGGUGCAAGAGGUCUUGGCCUAUGCGGUGGCCUGCACGGCGGUGUCUGCCUUCAACACUGGGCUCAUCGACGGCGCCGUGGCGGAGGAGACGAUGAACGGCCUGCGACAGAUCACCGAGGAAAGCCAGCAGACACCAGGCUUUGCUCUGGCUCUGGGCCUCACCGUUCACGGUCUGUCCACCUGCGGUCACGGCAAGGCGGAGGACCUGCACGGCCGCCUGCUGGCCGCCUGGAUCAAGAUCCUGCUUGCAGAGGGCUGUCCGACCAUGCAGCGCCUAGCCGCGGCGAACGGGCUGGUGGCGCUAGCCGGCUCGGAGAGCAUCCUCAUCCAGCUGAAGUGUGAGUCGGGGGAGUCUUCCCAGCAUCAGGCCAGGCUGAACGAGGUCAUCAGGGCUGUCACUCAGAUCGUCACAUAUUCCAGUGCGAUUGGGCUGCAGUGUAACGCCUCAUGCCUGCUGGGACAUCUGCAUCUGACCCAGGUGUCAGCCAAUCAUAACAGGGCAGGAGUUCCCCCGGAUUUCGGAUAUCUCCCGGAGAGGAGUGUCAUUCGAGCGACUGUGGAUUACAUCUCAGACGCAGGAAAAAAAGGCCCAGAGUUCGCCCAUCCCAAGCUGGUGAAGGUGGCACUGGGACCCUUGGUGUCCGUGGGCGCCAGCUUCCAGUACCCACCUGUCAACUGGAGCACUCUGCUCGCCCCACUCAUGAGGCUUAACUUUGGGGAAGAUGUUCAGCACCACUGCAUCGAGCUGGCUGUCGGCCAGAGCCAGACUUCCCAGAGUGCCGCACUCUUCCUGGGCACAUGGCUGAGCCCGCCAUUGGUCCACAGUCUGAGCCCACAUACCAGGGGUCACCUGUACCGCUCGUUACCCCUCUGGAUGAAGCACGUGCCGGCAGAAAAACUGCAGAGCUACGUGAGCAUACUGGGCGUGCAGCAGGUCGGCCAGCGGGACCUUCCUGGGCGGGGCGAGCUCUGCCGGGCCGUACUGGAGGGCCUCGCCCAGGCCAUGGCCCUGCCGGACCCCACCCAAGACAGCUGGGCCAUCCUCCGCUCCACCACGGAGGCCAUCUUCCAGCUCCUGCCCGAGCAGAUUCAGGAAAGUGAAGCUGAUUUGUAUGUGGGCAUUUCUAAGUGUCUCUCCGAAAUGAAGGAUACGGAGAUUGAGAGGAUAACUCGUGUCACUGAGGCUAACCUGGAGAAGACAGGCUUCGUCUUGGCCUACUUGUGCUCUCAAGGCCACGUGCCCCUGCUGGCCCUCAAUGACGUCAUUGCCACUGCGUUGCCGGGGCACCGGCAGGAUGAAGUCACCUGGAUGCUCACGCAGAGUUUCUACCAGUGUUGCCUGGCUUCCAACCCCAACACAGAUGUGCUGAGGAGGAUGGAAUGGCUGCUGGAGCUGAUGGGCCUGAUCCGGAACGUGGCCUACGGAACAACCUCUGUGAAUCACGGGGAGCCCAAGCAGGCCACAGGCUUCCUGCUGCGAGUUUUCAGCGCCGCCGUGCUUACCUGGGCAGACCAUGCCAUGCCGCUGCUCCAGGGAGUUGGGGCGAUCUGGGCGCCGCGGAGAGAGGACCCAGAAGUGGGGCGGGCCGACUCGUUCUGCGGGGUGCUGCCCAGCCCGGGGCGGCCCGUCUUCCGGGCCCUACUGGCACUUCCCCAUAGCCUCCAGCUGCUGCUGACCAAGGAGCCUUGGAAAGGACAGACUCAAAAAUUUUUAGACUGGCUCUUCAGCAUCGCUGAGGGCCCGACCCAGAGCUUAUCCGAGUCGUCCGUCUCCGCUGCCAAAGCCGCCAUCGCCGCAUUGAGGAACUUCCCCGAAUUCCGGAAGAAGGCCGUCUGGGCGCGAGCUUAUGGCUGGUAGAUCCAAACUGGCGUCCUGACAGCUUGGCUGGAGCAACCCGAAGAGGGUGGAGGUGACAGGACCCUGCAGAAGUGUCCUGGAGACUUGCCCGGCCCCCAUCCAGUGAUCUUCAUGUGACGAUACCGCCGAACAGUACAGCUUAGCACCAUUAUUUCCUCAGAUUGGCAUGGAGUGAGUCAAGUCACAUGGUGGGGCAUGAUCAUUUUGCGCACCAAUAGGCUGUGAUUAUGUCGCCCGCGGCUGUAGCGUGAAUUCAGCACAUCUGUAAAUGACAAAGCUAGUAGUGUGAGACGUGAUUUAAUUCUACCGUGCUGCUUGUCAUUGAUAUGCGUGCAGUGUUUGCGUAACGGAGGAACGGGCGCGCAGUGUUGCUGUGGGAGGGGCGCGGUGAAUGACGUUCAGGGUGGCCUCGCCCUGAUGCUCUCUGCGCCCUAGACCGUGACCGUGUAUUAAAGAAGUGCUAUAAACAAA